AUGAGUGCAAACUCAUGGCGAUUGGUAGAGAAUAACCCGGAUGUCAUGAACCAACUGGCAGCGAAGCUGGGUCUGUCCUCCGAGCUCGAAUUCUACGACGUCUACUCUCUAGAUGACCCCGAGCUACUUGCUCAUAUUCCCCGUCCGGCCUUGGCCCUGCUAGUCAUUAUCCCUCUCACACCAGCUUGGGAUCAAUUCCGCAAGGCCGAAGAUGCCACCAUGGAACCCUAUGCUGGCUUUGGUCCUGAUGAGCCUGUUAUAUGGUUCAAACAGACCAUUGGUCACGCCUGCGGCUCUAUUGGCUUGCUUCACAGCGUGUUCAAUAGUCCAGCUGUGGACUACAUCAAACCUGAUUCCGAUCUCGCGACAAUACGAAACCUCGCUAUACCCCUGGACAUGACCAAACGUGCUCAGAUGCUUUAUGACAGCGAGCCAUUUGAAAUAGCUCAUAAGUCGGUCGAGCAAGCCGGCGACAGUGCUGCGGAUCUGACGGGUGAGCGUGAAGGUGGACACUUCGUGAGCUUUGUGAAGAGCGCUGGGAAGCUCUGGGAACUUGAAGGGUCGAGAAAUGGGCCUCUAGAGAGGGGUAGCCUUGAUGAGGAUGAGGACGUCCUUAGUCCACGUGCGCUCGAUCUGGGGAUCAAGAGAAUCAUCGAGUUGAAUGCCGAUGGUGGAGGGGAGAACCUUCAGUUCAGCUGCAUCGCUUUGGCUCGUAAGGCUUAA
Messenger RNA from Periconia digitata, 723 nucleotides. Lineage: Eukaryota; Fungi; Ascomycota; Dothideomycetes; Pleosporales; Periconiaceae. The record is from the annotation of a GenBank genome assembly.